UUUUGCCGUUGCAUCGCAUGGCAGUGUCCUGGUGUCCUAGCGCUAGCGCAUAGCGCCUUCGUGCCAACUACUGCUAAGCGAGUUUCUACAGAACUAUUCGUCGCGCCACAGUUGGCAACCAUGUCUGCAGCUCGAGAAAGUCACUGACAGCGGCAGUGCGCCGUCGUUGUGAUCAGUCGAGAUUUCUUCACUCGCCAGUCGCCAUAUUACCAAUAAAUACCAAGCAUGGAGACCAAUGUUUGUUUACCCAGUGGUGUUGUCCUGUUUGUGAGCCGAAGGAAAGUGGUGUUAUGUGCAGUGCCUAUAUUUUGUGCGGAGUUUAGUUUAUGAUGUUUUAGUCAAGUGAAGUGCUCUCUGUUUCUAUUUAGUGCCAUUCAGUUUUAUAUUUUGUUAUAAACACUGUUAUGGUGAUAUAGUUCUGGAGGAUUUAAAAAUGGAUAGAGAUCAUCAACUCACCGACCUUGGAGCUGCUGAUCAGGGAGGAGAGCGGGUGGUAUGGGAGUUUCACCAUGUCACGUUGACCAGAGUACCCGGGUAUGGGUUCGGCAUCGCGGUGUCUGGGGGUCGGGACAACCCACACUUCACCAACGGAGAUCCUGCCAUCGCGAUAUCAGAUGUUCUCAAGGCAGGACCAGCCGAGGGAAAGCUGCUUGUCAAUGAUAGGAUCAUGUCAGCCAAUGGAGUGUCUCUUGACAACGUAGAGUAUGCUACAGCUGUUCAGGUGUUGCGUGACAGUGGCAACACAGUCGCACUCACUGUACGACGUCGGGUGGUUCUGCCAGCCUCACCUGAACCACAAACUCUGCGACUGCAGCUCACCAAGACCAGGAAAAAGGACGACUUUGGCCUGGUGCUGGGCUGCAAGAUCUUUGUGAGAGAGGUUGGGGCAGGACAGCAGCUACAAGAGGGCGAUGUACUUCUCAAGAUCAACAAUCACCCCACAGAUGGAAUGAGUCUCAAGGAAGCACGUAAGCUCAUAGAGAGCAGCAAGGAGAAGCUGAACCUGGUGGUCCGUAGAGACACCCCUCGCUCAACCUACCCCACGGAGUCUACGGCACUGCAGGGAAAAGGCAAUUACCUUGAGGGGUUGAACGGCAAUGCAUACACAUCACAAAACCUAUACGUGCAGCCUCCGACAAGACAGAACGUGUUGGAUGACAAGAGCAACUUGGUGCCUCGGGGACGGUCGCGGGGCCCUCUACUAGACGGGGGCCUCUCACUCACACCUCCACCCCCUCGUCCAGCCUCCCCUACGCACAGCCGCAGUCGCAGUGGACUAGAUGAACCUCCAGACCCGCCUAGACCACCCCCGCCCAGACCUGAAGUUUUCCGAGGAAACAUAAAUUACUACAGUAGCAGUAGACAGCUCUACGAGGAGGAUCCACUCCUGCAGAGGUCCAAACAACCCAUGCCAGAUCCCAGGUUCAUCACAUUCCAGAAGGAGGGAUCGGUGGGCAUUAGACUGACAGGUGGCAACGAGGUAGGCAUCUUUGUGACCGCCGUGCAGCCGGGCAGUCCAGCCAGCCUACAGGGGCUUCAGCCUGGCGACAAGAUACUCAAGGUGAACGACAUGGACAUGAAGGGAGUUACACGAGAAGAAGCUGUGUUGUUUCUGCUUAGCCUCCAGGACCAGAUCCAUCUGAUAGUGCAGCACCGACGAGACGAAUACGAACAGAUAGUAGCUAGUCAACGAGGUGACUCCUUCCACAUCAAAGCACAUUUCAACUACGACCAACCCAACAAAGGUGAAAUGAGCUUCAGGAAAGGAGAUGUCUUCCAUGUAACAGACACUCUCCACAACGGAGUGGUUGGAGCGUGGCAGGUCUACAGGAUAGGAAGGAAUAACCAAGAAGUUCAGAAAGGUAUUAUACCAAACAAGGCCCGUGCAGAAGAGCUAGCAACAGCACAGUUCAAUGCCACAAAGAAAGAGCUGACAGCUUCAGAAAGUCGAGGAAGCUUCUUCCGUAGGAGGAGAAACAGCCAUCGCAGAUCCAAGUCCCUCAGCAAGGACCACUGGGAUGACGUUGUGUUUGGAGACAGUAUCAGCAAGUUCCCGGCCUAUGAGAGGGUUGUGCUGAGACACCCAGGCUUUGUUCGCCCUGUCGUGCUAUUUGGUCCUGUUGCUGAUAUUGCUCGAGACAGACUGCUCAAAGACUUUCCUGACAAAUUUUCUUCCCCUCAACUAGACAAUAACCUAGAAGAUGUGCCAAAGAGUCAGAAAUCUAGUGGCAUCAUACGCCUGAGUGCCAUACGAGAGAUCAUGGACAGAAGCAAGCACGCACUGCUUGACAUCACACCUAACGCUGUUGAUCGUCUCAACUACGCUCAGUUCUACCCUGUCGUCAUCUUCCUUAGAGCAGAGAGCAAACAGAUCGUCAAGGAGCUCAGGGCAGGUGUAAACAACAACCCCUCAGUGAUGGAUUUGUUUGCGUGGACGGCUCACAAGUCCAGCAAGAAGCUGUUUGAGCAGUGCCACAAGCUCGAGAAGGUCUGGGGUCACGUGUUCUCUUGUUCGCUCUCUCUCUCCCCCUCCUCCCCUGACAGCUGGUACCGCAAAGUCCGGGAGCUCAUCGACAAGCAGCAGACAUCACCAGUCUGGAUGAGCGAAAGCAAGGUACCCGAUGAAGCUCUCUCUGAUGACUUCCUGUUCCCGAUGACGUCGCUGCGACUCUCGUACGCCUCGUCGCCUGAGAGUGAUCUAGAGCAGGGCUCGCUGCCCCCUCGCUUGGUCAAGUGCUCCAGCGACCCCAGCAUCGCUACACAGGAAGACAAUCAACCACCUCCACCUCCAUAUACCCCAGCGCACCAAUACAACCAGCCAACUUACGAUGUGAACCACAAGCCGCGCAGGUCAGGUGACAAGUACGGCUUUUCCCCGCCACAGAGCCCGCUAGGGAUAGGUGCGCCGCCUGAGCUACCACCUCGUAUUGACCGUGCCAGUAAACCUCCACGAACUGCGGCGCCUCGUUCUGCCCAAGAGAGACUCUUUGGCAACAAGGAGCCCCAAGACCCUCCUAACUACAUCAACGCCACCCCCCACCACCGACAGGGCCCUUCCUCCUUAGAGAGGCACAACCCCACCAAAACUAGUACUGGGAGCUAUGAUAGUGUCAGCUCGUUUGACAGCUAUAACCAAAGACUGGGCCUCGGCCCCAACGCUCAUGAUGACCUCAAGUCUUGCAACGGGACCACCAACAGCAACCAGCGGACAAGUUCUCAUGAUCCUUACCGGUUCACCCGCUCCACCCAGCAACCCAUACAAGCAAAGCCUCUCGAGUCCCCAGCCAAGCCUACCAAGCCACCAGACUACCCCAAGUAUCGGCCCCCUGGAGUAGGCCCCGAGUAUGCUACCAGUAAACCCCUCCCUCCACCCAAGAGUGGGGGCCCCCCACCUGGCUACAAGCCUAUCCCUCCUCCCAAGCCCAAGAACUACCGGCCACCUGGCACCUCUUGGCAACAACCCUCCAACAACAACAACAACAACAACAACAAUAUCUACAACCACACCAAGUCGUUCAGCAUGGCUGACAACAACAACUACGCUACUCACCUUCACAAUGGGGUGACAAACUCUCCGAGCAAGUACUCUACUGACAACUCGGAUCUCAACGGAGGGCUAGACUCUGGCCACGGCAGCAGCUUGGAUCGAACCUACGGCAGGACCAACGGCAACCAUCACCAGUACUACUAUAAUGUGGUGCCUCACACAACAUCUCGGCACUCGCAUCACCACCGUGAGCCUAGUGGGCUAGACCUGGCACACCGAGAUCAACGUGGCAGUGCCUUCGAACUGUACAAGAAACCCACGGAUCCUCGCCACACGGCUCACUACAACGACCACGGCCUCAGGUGAUAGUAAACACGGAAGCUCUUCUGUACAAAAACAUUUCCCAUUUAAAAAACGUAAAUGAUCUGUAGUUGUUUCGAACGCCCAAUACUCUCUGUGACGAAAAUGGUUAAGUGAAAAGGAUAUAAAAUGAUUUCUGAUUUUGCAUCAAUAAAGAACUUUGAUAUUAGUUUGAGUUUUAUAGUAUAAUUUUGCUACGGUAAGAAAACAAAUAUUUCAAAAAAAUACUUUUAAAGUGUGAACUCAAAACCAAUUAUAUUAAUGUUAUAAUUUUUAUACUUUUAUGUUACUGUAUAGUUUUUUUUUUGUUAGUCUAUACUGUUUAUAGAUUUUGUAAGAAAAGUUUUACAUUACAGUUUAAAACUUGUUAAAGUUAAAGUAAAAUAUUUUUUUGAUAUUUUAGUUGUCAUAGUAAUAGACCAAAAUACCAAGGUGCUCCUGUAAAUACCUUUUAGCCGUAUACAAGCUCACAAAUUGUGCAAUAUAUAGUUUUCAUGAAUAUAUCACAAUAUGUAGACAAAUAUCACUAUGAACAAUUACAAAGAUUCAGUAAUUCCAACUAUUUUUUUGUUUGUUUUAUAUAGUCUGUACACUUUCAUUGAUGUUACACUGAAACUGUUUAAUGUGUUGUUUGCAACAACUAAAAACGUUUACUUGUUAUAUGAUUUUGUUUGCCACAGUUGUUCUGAAUUUAUGAAAAUUGGCCAGGGUGAGUGUACCAGUGAAUGACCAUAUUUAUAUACAAUUUUAAACUAUACAAACCCUACCUCCUGUCACGAAAUAACCCAUUUACAAUUCUCAUGUUGAAGCUAACCUGUUGAAGAACCCUGUAUAGUGUUAAAAAUAAACAUUUCAGGAUCCUUAGAAUAUAGAAUCUAGUGAAUGGCCACUUAUCAUCUACCUGUGGGGAAAUUCUAGUUAUAGUGUAUCCACAUUAUGAUAUCUUGAGUUUCCAGCAGGCACUUGAUCCUUCAGAAAACAUUUCAGAAAGAUUCCAGACGACAUGUUGAAUCUGUGUUGUCCGAUCCAAAUUUGGUAAUCACCGAAACCAUCAUUGACAGGUUAUACAAAAAGUUGUAAUCCAGUAAAUGACCGACUGUCAAAAUAAUUGUUGGUCAGGAUUUUUAUCUUAAAAUGAAUAGAGAAUUGUAGCUUAACAUGUUUACUGUGAACUACUUACAAUAUAUUGCAGUUUAAUCAAUUAUUAAAGAACCAUGUCUAAUACAACCAACUUAGUUUGUACAAGACGCUACAAUUUGAAACUUGAAGAUGAAAUCGUUGCAACACUUAAUUUUGUUUGUGUUACAAACGGAUGAUUGACACCAAUUUCUUUAUGAACCAUUGACAGGGUGGAUUUCAAUUAGGCUUCAAAGUUAGCCUCCUAUUUAGAGAGCUUAAUAUAAUGUUUUUGAUAUGAAAUGGUUAUUCACUGGGUGCACUCACCUCACUUUUGGUCAUAUGACUGGUUUCAAUUGUGAUAUAUACAGUAGUUAAUUAUCAUCAUUAACCUUGAUAAGUAAUUUUCUACUGCUUGAAUUGAUGAUUUAUUUGGUCAUAGCAUUGACUAUUGGAUAAUAGUCAAAGGUUAUACACAUUGCAAAUUGAUAAAGUGAAUUAAGUAUCUUAUUGUGUAAUUGGGGUAUACAAUUGACUUUUCAGGUAUUUUUGUACCACUAAAUGAAUGUUACAUCAACAGUUGAUACAGAAAUAUCCAUCACUUUGAUUUUACAAAUUUGUCAUAAUCUAGGUUGCCACUAAUUAUACUAUGCAAUCUCAGAGUCAGAAUGUCUUCAGUUUCAGAAACAUCUCAUAUUGUACAUGACUAUAUUAGUGAAAUAUUCUGUGUGCCAGACACAUUCCUGCUUAAAUUCUGGUUUUAUCUAAUAAAUAUCCAUUUGUAAAUAUGACUGUGCUGAUAUUGUAUCUUUGUGUAUAAAUGAGUUCAUGUAUAUUUUUUGUUAAUAACCUAAGUUGUAGACCAAGCUAUAUUAAAAUAUAAAUAAAAUUUGUAAUGUCA
Macrosteles quadrilineatus (aster leafhopper) is the source of this 5864-nucleotide messenger RNA. RefSeq names its product tight junction protein ZO-1-like. NCBI's taxonomy places the organism in Eukaryota, Metazoa, Arthropoda, Insecta, Hemiptera, Cicadellidae. Gene Ontology annotation, biological process: cell-cell adhesion; protein localization to cell-cell junction; cell-cell junction organization. Gene Ontology annotation, cellular component: bicellular tight junction; plasma membrane. Bases 434 to 3853 code for a protein of 1139 amino acids. The transcript has 20 exons. The record is from RefSeq and is a predicted model, not a curated record. Gene Ontology annotation, molecular function: cell adhesion molecule binding.